Molecule: messenger RNA, 2916 nt
Organism: Trichoderma breve
Lineage: Eukaryota; Fungi; Ascomycota; Sordariomycetes; Hypocreales; Hypocreaceae
Product: RNase H domain-containing protein
Exons: 6
Coding region: 1-2916 (971 amino acids)
Biological process (GO): DNA replication, removal of RNA primer
Molecular function (GO): nucleic acid binding; RNA-DNA hybrid ribonuclease activity
Source: RefSeq, a predicted model, not a curated record
AUGGCUGUCGAAAUGGAUUACUAUGAAGGAAAUGGCGAGGCAGGACUUGACCUUGAGAUCAAAGAACCCCGUCAAUUCAGAGGCGCUUCGCCGAACCCAUUGAUUGAUGAUAUUCGAGCUCAGAACCUGCCUCGAGGCGUGCUCAUCCCUCUGAAAACGACCCAGGAGGUUCGCCAAGAUCACACUAUUGUGCAGGCGUACAUUACAAGAGCUCCAACCAAGUCUGCUAACGACGUUAUCACACUCCUGCGCGACAUGUGUCCUGACGGUAACGCUAAUACCUUACCGCACCUUCGUCGAUGCGCAAAGCCAUCAGAUCUCCCUGCGCAUCUCAAGACGCAGUUGAUGAAUGACACACCAGUUGGACGGCAGAUUCACACUGCAAAAUCUACCUGGAUAUACAUCAUCGUCGGAGAGGCCAAGGACUUUUCUCAAGAAGAGCUCAUUAUGUUGCUCUCUGGCGUGGAAGGAAUCGAGAAAGAACCCUUCAUAAGUCUUAUUCCAGUUCCACUGUUGGCACCGACCUCCCAGGUCCAGGCCGCCAUGUGGUCUUCACAGUUCUGGCCAACUGUCUAUCGCAAGAAUAACCCUCUGGGACCGCAUCCGGGCAUGGUGGCCCGUGGCACUGACGAUAUCAAGCAUGACACGGCGAUUUGGAUGGCAUUAGCCCAUCGCGUCGCUCUCCAGGCCAAGGCAGCAGGUAUUGGAGAGGCCAUGGGUGCCGUGAUUGUGCAGAGAACCGAAAGCGGUACAGAGCUCGUUGGACUUGCUGGAGACGCCAGACACCACCAAGGAGGUGCCCUAAUCAUGGGUGGCAACAAUCCCAUGUCACACUGCGUCCUGCGCGCUAUUAGCAUGGUGGCCCAGAAACUCGUUCGGUACGAGCGAUUGGCUACCGAACAACCGAUGGAGUCCGCCAAAUUGGACUUUGACGCCUUCCAGGACGUGCCCUUAAUUGAGCUGGAAAGAGAGUGUUACAAGCAAGAACACCCAAACAGAGACGGCUACCUAUGCCACGGACUGGAGCUCUACGUUACUCACGAACCAUGCGUGGCGUGCUCCAUGGGUGUGCUCCACUCACGCAUGGGAAAGGCGGUAUUCUGCAACCAUAUGCCUCAAUCAGGCGGCCUGAGCUCAGAUGAUCGUCCUGAUGGAGGUGGACGAGGAUUGGGUCUUUUCUGGAGACGAGAGCUCAACUGGAGCUUGCUGGCCUGGGAGAUUACCACCUCCGAGGACGAUAUGAGACUCGACACUGCCCUCGCUGGCUGGAGCAGUGCAGGACGAUGGAGUCCUCCGGGCAGGGGAACGCCCAAGCUACGUGGUUUUUACACUUUAUACUGGCAUACAGGGGAUCCGGCGCCUCACUUUGCUGAGGUCGCAUCGCGGCAAAUGCAACAGACCCCGGCGUCUCCACAGGCGGGAAAGCGGGCAGCUGCCCCUCCUAAAGUUUGCGCGAAUCACGCGGCUGCUCUGCCUUGCUCUCCAAGGGCAGAACCCCCCCCCCCCUUUCGCCUUCGCUUCCUCGCCUGGCAUCUCUCGUCUCUCCGCGCAGCUCCCGCAAAGUCUCUUUUAAAAUACCGACUGUCCGAGCGCCCGCUCAGCUCCAGAAAAGCCCGGCCGGCCUCUCCCUCGUUGGCUAAUCGCCAUGCCAUUGAUGUGAAGUUGAUGCGCCUUCGCCCUCAGCCUUGUGCGAACAUCAUCGCCAACGGCAUAACCGCGGCACGCUCCGAGUUUGGCCCCGACACGAUUCUCUCCAGACGCCGCUUUGGCUGUGUGGUGCGGCUGGCCGUGACCGAGACCAGGCUGCGAUCAAGCCCUUUCCGAGCUCGCACCGCAGCGCCGAGCCUGGCGCGAGAAUAUUAUGACCUGGCCCCCGGCUCGUCUGUUUUCAGGUUUGGCUUAACAACUUACACGACGCUCAAGACCAUGGGCAGCAACAACAAACGACCGGCCUCUACUAGCGCUGCGGCGGCGAGCCUUUCGAAAAAGAGGAAGACGGACAAUAUGCAAAAGUACUAUGCCGUACAGGCGGGCUUUGUCCCUGGUGUGUACCUGACAUACUCGGAAUGUCAAGCGCAGACGGCUGGCUUCAAGGGCGCCAUUUUCAAAUCCUUCAUUUCCAGAGACGAUGCCGAAGCGUUUGCCGCCGGGAAAAAAGUUGCUGUGGCUGAUGAGCCCGCGAAAUUCUAUGCCGUCGCAGUCGGCAACCCCACGGGCAUCUUUACAGACUGGUCCGAAGCUUCAAAGUCCAUAACCGGCAUCAAGGGCCCCAAGUACAAACGCUUUGGAACCCGCGCAGAGGCCGUCGCAUACAUCCGACAAUAUGGUAAUCGGGAGGCGAUAGAGGCUUUGGGAGAGAAGGUGGUGGAGCCGGUGAAGAAGGUCGAGGUUGAAGAAGAGCCUGUCACCAUCAAAAAGUUUACUCCCAUCCAGGAGGUGGCCACGAAAAAGCCCGCAGAAGACGUUCUCGACGUAUGGACAGAUGGAAGUAGUCUGGCCAAUGGCACAGCCGGCUCUCGCGCUGGUUUGGGCGUCUACUUUGGAGAUAAAGAUCCCCGCAACCUGGCGGAAAGAUUACCUGGCGAACCACAAACGAACCAGAGAGCGGAACUCAUGGCCAUGCAGCGUGCCCUGGAGAUUGCGCCGUUGGAGCAGCAUGUCCGGAUUCACAGCGAUAGCCAGUAUUCGAUCAAAUGUGUGACUGAAUGGGCGGUCGGGUGGAAGCGGAAGAAUUGGCUGACAGCCAACGGCGAAAAAGUAAAGAAUCAGGACAUUAUACGGGCCGUCCUCGACAAGAUAGAUGAGCGAAACAAGGCGGGUGGCCGAACUUACUUCCAAUGGGUUAAAGGCCAUGCCACAAAUGUUGGCAACAUUGCUGCAGACCGGUUGGCCGUUAGAGGCGCCAACCUCCCCUGA